Molecule: messenger RNA, 1573 nt
Organism: Chinchilla lanigera (long-tailed chinchilla)
Lineage: Eukaryota; Metazoa; Chordata; Mammalia; Rodentia; Chinchillidae
Gene: Ribc1
Product: RIB43A domain with coiled-coils 1
Exons: 8
Coding region: 261-1418 (385 amino acids)
Source: RefSeq, a predicted model, not a curated record
GCCCCCCCGCUUUGUGUUGCCCAGCAACGCAACGCAACCGCUGACCGAGUUGCUACAGGAGUUGGAGCCGGAGGACUCAGAGAAGUUUUGGGGGCCUAGAAAGCAGGCGGGACCUGAGCCCGCGCUUGCUGUGACAAGUCACUUUAAGGUUAUGUACCUUACGGCAAGUGGAAGCAGGACUCAGAGACUGCCACAGUAACUCAAGAACAGACUUGGACCCAUACGUAAUCUAGGAGCUUCGGCAUUCCUCACUGAGAAAGAUGUAUAAAGUAGACCUGUCAUCAGAUCCCAAGGAGGUGGCAGCUAUCGAGGCUAGAAGAAAUCGAGAACAAGAUCGACAGAGCCGAUUCUUCAAUGUGCGAAACCGAGUCAUAGGGGUGGAUGUGGAAGCUUUGAAUAACCAAGUAGAAGAGCGAAAGCUUCAGAAGGAAAGAGAGCAAAAAAAGGAGGAAGCAUAUGGUACUAACAGCAUGCAGUAUGAUCUGGUAGUCCAGAUGCUAGAGAAGGAGGAGACAAAACGAGCACGUCGUGUGGCCAAGAAAGUCCAGGAUUUUCGACAGCAGAAGCAGGAAUUCAAGAGCAGAUGUGAACUUGAACUUCGGGAUCCAGCCCAAUUACAAGGGAUUCCAGUGGGAUUCCAGGAGCUUCCGGCCUGCUUCGGUCACAAUGGUCCCUUCUGUGGCCCAGCCAGCAUGCAGUACUUCUUGGGGGAAGAUCUAGAGAGGGCCUCAUUCCUGAGAAUGCAACAGCAGCAGUUCAGGUAUAACCUGGAAAGGCAGCUACAGGCACAACAGCAAGCCAGGAUUGAAGAGAAACGUGUAGAUAUGCUCCGUGACCAGCUGAACCUAGCCAUAGACAUGCAGGCUGCCCACAUGGCCAGGCUGGAAGAGUCUUGUCGUGUUGCUGUGAUGUCUGCCAGAGCCAAUGCCAACAAAGCCCAGGCAGCUAAGCUGGCUGAUGAGCAGCACCACAAACAUCAGCGCCAACAGGAGGCCAACCUCACAGACAUACAAGAGCAUACCACCAGUAACCUCCUGACUGAGAACCCCGAGGUUGCUCAACACCCCAUGGAUCCCCACCGAGUCCUGCCCUAUUGCUGGAAAGGCAUGACUCCAGAACAGCGAGCUGAUAUCAGGAAAGCCCAAGAGGCACAACGCCAAGAGAAGGAGGCACAGCGCCAAGCUGAACGAGCAUUGGAUAACGAAUGGGCAAGCCAAACUGUAUGCUUGGCCCAAGCAGCACUGGAGCUAGAAGAGCAGGAGAGGGAAUUGUGUGCUGAAUUUGAGAGAGGGCUGGGAUCCUUCAACAAGCAGCUGGCCAUGGAUCAAAAGGCCCAGCAAAAUUAUCUGAAUUCAGUAAUUUACACCAACCAGCCUACAGCCCAGUAUUAUCUACAGUUCAACACCAGCAGUCGCUAAACUCAGGAUGGUCUCCUGUUAAGCUCACGGAUAGUUAGGAGUCAAAGAGCAAAAUGCUGCAUACUUCCACCUUGAAUCCAUUCCCUAGUGGGACAGAGCUAAGUGGGUACCUCCAUCUUCUAUCCGAAGCAAUAAAAUUAUUCACUGAAGUCAAA